Molecule: messenger RNA, 1344 nt
Organism: Penicillium angulare
Lineage: Eukaryota; Fungi; Ascomycota; Eurotiomycetes; Eurotiales; Aspergillaceae
Exons: 5
Coding region: 1-1344 (447 amino acids)
Biological process (GO): carbohydrate metabolic process
Molecular function (GO): polygalacturonase activity
Source: RefSeq, a predicted model, not a curated record
AUGCAGCUGAAAACCCUCUUCCUUGGCCUCGGCUGGCUAUCUGUCGGCUGGGCACAGCUUGCAGAUACCACCGAUUACCCCAUCGGUCCGUUGACUUCCUCGAGUACGAAAUGGGCUAAAAAGGUCUGUGACAUCACAGAUUAUGGUGCUGUUGCAGAUGGUGCGACAGAUUCUGGGCCUGCGAUCCUCGCGGCCUUCGAUGCUUGCUCUUCCGGGGGUGUAGUGAAUAUUCCAUCGGGAACUUUCGCAUUGGCAACUUGGGUGACUUUGAAUGGCGGCAGUGCAUGGGCUAUCAAUUUGGAGGGAAUCAUUGUUCGCACAGGUACUGCAGGGGGUAACAUGAUUUACAUUGAGCACAGCACGGAUUUCGAGAUUUACUCUUCUCGUGGUGAGGGUGCUAUGCAAGGAUAUGGAUAUCAAUUCCAUGAACAAGGAGAAUACGGACCGCGCCUGUUGCGUCUUUAUGAUGUGACUAACUUUGCCAUCCAUGAUAUCGCUCUGGUUGAUUCCCCGGCUUUCCAUUUGACGCUCGACACUUGCAACCAGGGUGAAGUAUACAACCUAAUCAUUCGUGGCGGAAACGAGGGCGGUUUGGAUGGCAUUGACUUAUGGGGAUUCGAUAUCUGGGUUCACGAUGUUGAGGUAACAAAUAAGGAUGAGUGUGUGACUGUUAAGAGUCCAGCGAACCAUAUUCUCGUGGAGAACGUUUAUUGCAACUGGUCUGGGGGUUGUGCAAUGGGCUCUUUAGGCGUUGAUACCGAUAUCUCAAAGGUUGUAUACCAAAAUAUUUACACGGUUAAUUCAAAUCAGAUGUUUAUGUUCAAGAGCAAUGGAGGCAAUGGAACAGUCACCGAUGUCACCCUUGAAAACUUCAUUGGUCAUGAGAAUGCGUAUUCUCUCUACAUUGACGCCUACUGGUCCUCCGAAACCCUAGCGGCCGGAGAUGGCGUCUUGUACAACUCUAUCACCUUCAAAGACUGGACCGGAACAUGCCUGAACGGAGCUCAGCGGCCGCCAUUGUAUGUUUUGUGUCCUUCAACUCAGCCAUGCACCAAUAUUAUCAUUGAAGACUUUGCGAUGUGGACCGAGUCCGGAAGUACUGAGUACUAUAAAUGCGCGGAUGCCUGGGGCUCAGGAUAUUGCUUAAAGGCAGGAUCAGCGCAUACUGAGUACGGAACAGUGACGUCGACUCUGACUUCUGCACCAUCGGGCUACACAGCUACGACCAUGCCGGGUCAAUUGACUGCGGGGCUGGGACUCACUACAUCUAUUGCAAUUCCCACUGUCCCCAACACGUUCUUUCCGGGAGCUACACCGGCCACGGCCCGAGUGUACGGUAGCUAG